GCAUUCAAAGAUAUCCUAACAAUCUACUGUUCUUCAUGUGGUGCAGUUUUUCAAUGUGUACCAUAUUCUUGUCUUUGUUGAUUCAUUGGUCACAUACUGCUUGAUAGUGGAUAGUAACUGACCACCUGAAUGCAGAUUUAGCAAUUUGACUUAUUUACCAUUCAGUUACAAACAACCCACAAUCAUAAUCAUCCUCUCAAAUUUGGGAUAUUGCUGCAAUGUUUAACUAUUGCAUCUCAAAGACAUUAUUGAUGUAAAACAAAGACAACUAAUUCAAAAAAUAAAAAAAAAUUCAAAAUUUGAAUUUUUUUUCAUUUUUUGUGUAAACAAGCCAUCUAAGAAUUUAUCAAAAGCAAUAUUGUUUCUCCAGUUUGAAAAUAUCUAGCAUAUUGAAACCUUAAUCAAAUUUUCUUCUCAUUGUGGUGAUUAAGUUAGGUAAGUUUGAAUAAAUUUGCAUAAAUGCUUUUAGGUGUUCCAUUUUUAAUCUGUGCCAGUGUUUAUUAAAUAUAUUAAAUAUAUUUUUAAAAUAGUUUUUUCUUUUAAAGAUAACAAAAUGUAUGUCAUUAGCUUGGGGAAUAGAGGCAUCUGGAAUUGAAGGAACAGAAUUUACUCUUGAUGAAAGUGGUGAUGUCACAUGGAAUAUACCCGAAAAUACAGAACCAAUGCCAUUUUUUAAUUGUGAGACAUAUGAAGUAUUUUUUAGUAAUCCUCAUUAUCUUAGGUUCUUUGGAACAUUUGCUGGACAUGUCAUUGAAUUUAGGGUUGAUCAAACAAAAGAAGAUACAAUUCAGCUCACAUAUGAGGGAUGGUGUAUUUUACAGUGUGAAAAGGUAUGCACUAUGGAAAUAAAGCAGGAUCUUCCAUUUUCCUUCCUGUGUGCCUUAGAAGAAAGUUAUUUCUCUGAUAUUGUUAUUCAAGCAAGCAAUAGAAAGGAGUUUAAAGUUCAUAAAAUUGUUUUGCAACUUGGUAAUCCGGAAAUAGAUUGGACACAAUCACCAACUCCUUUACAAGAUUUACCAGAAGAUGUUUUAUAUGCUACUCUGUAUUAUAUUUAUUGUGAAUGUUUGCCAGAUAAUCUGCAAGAAGAAACAGCAAUGAAUUGCUUGCAUUUAUUAGCUCACAUACCUGGUUUUCGAAAAUUUGAAGAAUUAUGUGAACUGUUUUUAAAAAAUUCUGCUCUAAAACAACAAAUAACCAGUUUAGUAACAGAAAUGCAUAUGUGUGCCAAUCACAUAAUUGAUUGUUUCAGUGGUGAAGUCAAUGUUCAUGAUGGACCGUCCACAGUUUCUGUUAAUAGCCCAAUGACAAAUGGCAUUAUUGAAUCAGACAAUCUUCCAUAUAAUCCUGCUAGACUUUGUUAUGUAAUUAAACAAGCAUUAAGAGAGGGUGCUGUUGCUGGAGGAAAAUUAUUGAUUUUGUGUGAUUUAUUUUCACAAAGAAAAAAUGAAUUGUCAAGAGAAGAAAGACAUGAAAUUAUAAAAUAUUGUAAAUCAAGGUUACCUGUAUUUAUGAAUCAAUUACAUAAACUGCUUGAUGUAAUCAAACAGUCAUUUGGAAAUUUGAAAGCAGGUGAAAGACAAGAGAUAGCAUCAUAUUUAGUACCUGAGGUCAGUUUCCUAUUAUGGUUAAUAAUUGAUUCUGGAAGCAAUAAUAUAUUUUCUAUUGUUAAAUAUAAGAUGUGCACAGCUCUUCACAUGAGAGAAUUAGUGAAAUUAAGAAGUUUUCAUGAGAAAGUUACUGUUAGCAUUCGAAAUUUGAUGCAUAAGAAAGAGAAUUUUAAUGAAAUGACAUCCGGAAACAAGAUUCGUUGUAUUGCAAAAAAUUUGGAACAAUUAAUAGAAGAGAUUCCUGUUUUUCUUAUGAGGAUAGAAGAAUUAAGAUCUGCAGUUGAUGAAAAAUUAACUUGGAAAGAAUGGAAAUAUUUAUUUAAAUUGGGUACAUCAAAAGUGGCCUGGGUGUUAAGUAAAUUAGUUUGCCAUCGAGCUACACUUCAGACAAUGAUAAUUCAUAUUAGUGAACUGAUUAAUAGAGAACAGUUUACUAGGAGUUUAGUGCAACUUGGUCUCUUAGGUACUCCACCAAGUUCUCAAACCAAUCAAGGACAAGGACAAAGUGUAGGAAAUAGUCCUGUUGCCAGUGCAAGUUGUUGUAAUACUCCUCUUCAUAGUCCUAUAUGCUACAAACAGUUAGGUAUAUUUGAAUCACUUUGUCAUCCACCAUUUUCUCGAGAAAGUACUCUUGCAAAAAAUGCACUUCAACUUCUUAAAAGUGGAAAUGAUACAGACAUGAAAUUUGAAAUUGUGACUGUUCAAGACUCUUCGGAUGGCUUAAUCGAUCAAACUCGUGAACAAACAAAAAUUGCUUCUGCGCAUGAAGAAGAGAAGAGACACGUCAUUAAAGCGCACUGUGUGAUAAUAGCAUCACGUUGUGACUGGUUUAGGAAAGCUCUUCUCAGUGGGAUGAGAGAAUCCAUAGACAAAAAAAUAAUUAUCCACGACACAAAUCCAACAAUAUUCCAUAUAUUUUUGGAAUACUUAUAUGGAGGUCAACUUGAUGCCAUGAAACUGUCCACUGAACAGCUUGCAGAUUUGAUGCAGUUGAGUGACCGCUAUGAGGUUGACUCACUGAAACAAAUUUCCGAAGAAUCAUUAAAAAAACACAUUGACGAAGAUUCAGCAUUGUUUCUACUUAGUAUAGGAGAUCAGUUCAAUGCUAAAUUUUUAAGGAGAGCUGCACUUGAAUUUAUCAGCAUGAAUAAAGAUAUUAUAAAAAGUGAAGUAUUUUAUGAUUUACCAGAAGAUUUACAAUCUGAAGUUGAAGAAAUGAUUGCUUGGGUCGAGUUAAGGAAUUCUCAAAGAAGUGAAGAACUGUCUUGUCCACAGUAUUUGGGUCCGGAUAGUCCAAGUUCUAUGUCAUCUAGUCUUUUAGAUAUUGAAGAAUUAACUUCGGCAAUGAAUAUCUCAGGAAAAGAGGGCGAUGCGGCGUCGGAUUCGAGCUCUUUAGAAGAUCUGCCUCUGACUCAGGACUCGGCCCGACUGGAGGCCUGCGUGGCCCAGCUGCGCGACAUCGUGGGACAGGCGGUUCCCGGAGAAGAAUUGGUGCGAAUUUCUCUGGCAGCCGACUACGACGUCAACCGAGCCUUAAACUUUUUCUUCUCUGGCGAUGCGGCGUCGGAUUCGAGCUCUUUAGAAGAUCUGCCUCUGACUCAGGACUCGGCCCGACUGGAGGCCUGCGUGGCCCAGCUGCGCGACAUCGUGGGACAGGCGGUUCCCGGAGAAGAAUUGGUGCGAAUUUCUCUGGCAGCCGACUACGACGUCAACCGAGCCUUAAACUUUUUCUUCUCUUGAUUCCCUUCCGUCUGGUCUCGUCUUUCCCAGAGCCGUUAUUUUUCAAAGAGUGAAUCGAUUAGGUAGAGACGGACCCGUUCUUUCUCCUAGACCACCCGAGCUCCGGAUCCACCCUCCGGGUCUUCUGGUCCUCGCCGCCCGAGCUCCGCCCGGGCCCCGGGGGCAGAAGAGGUGGUGUGGAAGCCAAAUGUUUUGGACCGAACGAUCACGCCGGCCGUCGAAAUCGAUGAUUUCCGCAUAUUUACAUUCCAUUUAGAUCGGUAUAUUUUCUCUUCUUUUCCUUUUACUCUCGAUCCAUCGGAAUCGGUGGUCGACGUCGACUGUGACGAAAGCCGCUUUCGGACGGAAAAUUGACCAAUCACGUUGAAAAUAAACAUAAAAGAAAACAAAGUCUCCGAGUGGUUUUUCUGGUUCGGAUAACGGAAGAGUGUGGCGUGGUGGAAAUUAGUGCGGUUGAAGGCAGUAAGUUUUUAACAUGGGUCUAGGAGUGGAGGUUCAAAAGUUUCGCGUGGAAAACACAUGAAGAUCUGCACGCAAGUGCCUUACCGUUUAUUAUGCGUUAAAGCUCAACGGUUGAAUACAGACGUAAUGUUUUUGUAGCCAAUAGUCACGCGACACUUAAUACAGCUUUGGAUCGUACGGCCAUCUCGAAGGAUCUAAAUUUGAAUUCGGAUAUUCACCCGCUCCGCUCCGUUUGUGGAAAAGGCUUCUGAUCUGACUACGAAAUGUGCCACUUUAAAAAGGCAUAUUAAUAUCACGCACUCUAUAGACGGUUUAUUCUGUCUGAUGGAAAGCUGCUAAAGGUCUAAUUCUACUUUCGAGUGUUUCGAGGUAGUGGCAAAUAUGUGAUGUUAGCCGAUUGGGGUGAGGAGUUUUCGACAGCCGAGCGGUCAAUACUGUCGUGUGGGCGCAGAAUGGCUCACCGAGACAGGUUUAC
This is a messenger RNA of Centruroides sculpturatus (bark scorpion), 4284 nucleotides long. RefSeq lists its product as uncharacterized. Gene Ontology annotation, molecular function: ubiquitin protein ligase binding. The record is from RefSeq and is a predicted model, not a curated record. Bases 558 to 3347 code for a protein of 929 amino acids. Gene Ontology annotation, cellular component: cytoplasm. The transcript is spliced from 21 exons. Gene Ontology annotation, biological process: regulation of proteolysis; proteasome-mediated ubiquitin-dependent protein catabolic process. Lineage: Eukaryota; Metazoa; Arthropoda; Arachnida; Scorpiones; Buthidae.